AUGCGUAAUAUGUUUGCUGCUGCUACCAAAAGUUUUGUUAAGCAGGUUGGCGACGGAGGUCGAUUAGUUCCUGUUCGUAGCCUCAGUGAAGCUGAUAAAUAUCAACCCCUCGGUCUUGUUCUAAAGAAGAAAAGCUGUUUUAUUUCCAAAAGCUCCAAAUUCGUUUCAACACCAUUCAGCCUAAAAGACAUUCUUCAAGGAGAGAAAGAAAUUUCAGCUGGUAUUUCAUCUUACCAGUUACUGAAUUAUGAAGACAAAUCAGAUGUAACACUCAAUGGUAGACGAGGAAAUCACAUCAUGACUUCUGCUGGGGUCAAUAUUGCUGGAUCAGAUUCCCUUGCAGUGAAGGCUUCAUUUGGCAUUGUAACUAAACAUGAAGUUGAGGUACCAAUAUUACUCAGAGAACUCACAAAUAGAAAAAUUAACUUUGAACACUGCCUUGUUCGUCAGUCACGUGAAAGUAAGAGGACAGUUCUUUGUAUGGUUAUGGAGAGUAUUAGAACAACACGGCAGUGUUCACUCUCCGUGCAUGCUGGCAUGAGAGGCGACACAAUGAGGUUUCAUAUUAUAGAUGAUCAUAAUUACAAGGGACGUGACAAAGCUAUUGUCUUUCCUGCACAUACAACUAUUGCAUUUAGUGUGUUUGAACUUUAUAUUCACUUGGAUGGUGAUUUUGAGCUCUGUGUCACUCCAGAAUCAAAAGGAGGAUUUGAAAAAGAGCCAUCUACAUCAUUUUCACUAAUCAAAUUAAGGAAUCGUCUGUUCCAUCGAAAAAAAAGGGUAAUGGAUAUCAUUGCUCACUCUGAUAAUUACUUAGAUGACCUUUUUGCAGACUACUAUGAAAAAGCUGCAAGCAUGACUGACAUUUCCACAAACUUUCUCCAAGAAGGGACUCACAUACGAGUGAAUUUACUUAACAACAACAUCCCCAAAGGUCCUUGUUCCCUUUGCGGAAUGGGAAGUUCUAGAAGGGAAACAGUCUAUGGUUGUCUUGAGUGUUCUUUUAAUGGACAAAAGUUUGCACGACUACAUGCUGUGCCUUGUUUUGAUCUAUGGCACAAGAGAGUGAAAUAAAAAUGCCUAUGAAUGGCUCAUUGUAUACUUAGGUAUGAUUGUGCCACAGACUUCCUAAUGGGUUUUGACUGCAAACACAUAAAAUAUGGAACAAAAAUACAUUGUUUCAUGUUUUAACCCCACAAUAGUUCUUCUGUAAUAUAAACUAUAUCAAUUCAGAGCUUCCCAAUGUUUUGAGUUCUUCGAUAACAUAUUCUAAUUGUAUAAUUCUUAAUAACUACUAGCACAUCAUACACUUUUAGUUAGAAUUUCAAAAUUGCAUUAAAAAACCUAGAAGUGUUUAAUUGAUGUGUAAAGCUAAUUUGUGUAUUUGUAGGAAUAAUUUGGAAAUAUUUCCCUUUUCUAAAUAAAAGAAUGUGUUUUCCUUUAACUACACCACAGCAAGAUGUUAAGAAAACAUAUGCAUUAUUUAUUGCUGGUAUAAAUAGUUAAUUGGAGUAUCAGAUGAAGAACAUGUUUGUGUUUGCUCUGUUUAAAGAUACAUUUAGACAGAAAUAAAAGCUAGCUGGUAUGACACAAGUGUCUGAAUUUAGAUUUGCCAACGUGUCCCUGCUUAUAUCCCUCUUUUAUUUAGUCCAUAUUUAUCAUUAAUACAAUGCAAGUUCAGUUUGUUUUUAAAAUAUUGCUAUUUUUAGUGACUUUUGAUUUUUUUUUGUAAUAAAGAUAUACCAUUUUGAAAAAAACACCUCUCCUUUUUUCCAGUUACUUAUCUGCUGUGAAUAUAGCAUAAAGUCUAAAACCACUGAAACAUA
This is a messenger RNA of Hemicordylus capensis (graceful crag lizard), 1826 nucleotides long. RefSeq names its product pejvakin (gene PJVK). Bases 1 to 1074 code for a protein of 357 amino acids. Gene Ontology annotation, biological process: programmed cell death. Lineage: Eukaryota; Metazoa; Chordata; Lepidosauria; Squamata; Cordylidae. Gene Ontology annotation, cellular component: cytoplasm. The transcript has 6 exons. The record is from RefSeq and is a predicted model, not a curated record.